Nothoprocta perdicaria is the source of this 1067-nucleotide messenger RNA. RefSeq names its product chromosome unknown C2orf73 homolog (gene CIMIP6). The record is from RefSeq and is a predicted model, not a curated record. NCBI's taxonomy places the organism in Eukaryota, Metazoa, Chordata, Aves, Tinamiformes, Tinamidae.
AUGUACAAGAUGUUCGAGGUUGAAUUGGAGCAGGUUCAGAUGGGGAAGUCCCGUGUGCAUCAUUAUACUCCACUUUAUGACAAAGAGAGCACCCAAAGAACUGAUUCUCAGAAACCAGCCUGUGAAGUGUCUUUGCCAACUAUAUUCUGCAGUCAGCAACAGCCUUCGUGUGGGAUAGCUCCACUUGCAACUCCUAGAAUAUCCAGAGGUCUUCUGAAGAAUUUAUGGGAACAGACCUCCUGUAGCCAUCAGUGCCAUGCCAGAGAAUCUCCUAGCGAACCCAUCCGAGGAAAGCGGGAGCCUUGUGUAACGCUGAUGAGCAAAAUCCUCGGCGAUGCAGUCAUAAAUCUGCUGGCCUACAAAGGCAGCGCUUUUGUGUGCACAGAGAUAAAACCAGCGAGGUCGAGAGUUCCUGAGGGAACAGAAAUAUUCCCGAGUGCUGGAGGGUCAUGUUCACGAGGACGGCCAAAAACAGAGAAAGGAAACUCGGUGGAAAGCCGAAUGACCUCACCCAGUCUCUUCCUGCAGAAUUCCUAGGAGACACUAAGCUCUGCAAAUCACUUAUCAAAACCAGACGUCAGAGACAUAGCCAAGGCGUAAGGCAAGCCCCAGAAUUCCUGUGCGAGGACACGAGUUCAGGCAUUUCUCAGCCCGCUGAGGUGGAUGUCAUCUGUCCCGCUGACGAAGAGCCCUUUAUAUCCUGCAGCGAAACACCCUUCCAUAGCUGAGUGGGUGGGUUACCUGCUGGACAGAGAAACAGGCGGACGCUGAUACCACCACCAGCUACUGAAACAAACCGAGCCUCGAGUCCCUGGGCAAGGCAGUGCCCUUGCUUAUUCUAAUAUCAAUAACGCCAAACACAAGCGGACACCAGCCAAUUGUUAGAGGGAACACAAUACUUCUUUGACGCACCAGCAGCUGCACCGUACUUUGAUGUUUCUAAAAAACUAUAUACUCACCAAAACUUUUUUUUUUUAAUGGCAGAAUUUCAAUGCUUUCUCGGGAGCAUUUUCCUCUUGAUUGUUUAUAUGCAGUCUGCAAGGUUGGAUUUUAAGUUACUUAACACU